AUUACUAGUUGUAGAGCAACAGGUAUUGGCCGGAGGAAUUGAUCAAAGAUAAGUCUCUUGUAUGUCCAACUGAUCGAAGGUUGUGCAAGGGCAACUAUGGGAAGCAUGGGAGAAUCCACAGCGACGACGGUGCAGGAGCUCGCCAACGCCGGCAAGCCCGACGUGCCAGCACAGUACAUGGUGCGCGGGAACCACGACCAGCAGCUCGCCACGGCCGUCGCAGCACCGAUCCCUGUCAUUGACCUCUGCUGCCUUUUCAAGGAAGACGGUGCCGCCGUCGAUGAGGCAUCCAAGCUUCGGUCAGCUCUAGAGUCGUGGGGUCUCUUCCUGCUCAGUAACCAUGGCAUAGACACCUCCAUGAUGGACGGCAUGAUGUCCGCGUCGAGGGAGUUUUUCAUGCGGCCACUCGACGAGAAGCAGAGGUACACCAACCUGAUUGGCGGCAAACAGUUCCAGUUUGAGGGGUACGGGAAUGACCGGGUGAGGUCACCGGACCAGAUCUUGGACUGGUCUGACCGCCUCUACCUCAAGGUGGAGCCUGAGAACGAGCGACGAACCGCCCUUUGGCCAACGCAUCCCGUAAACUUCAGGGAUGAUCUGCAUGAGUUCACGAAGAAAUGUGGGGCAGUAAAGGAUAACCUGCUCCAGGCAAUGGCGAAGUUGCUGGAACUUGACAAUGAUGACUACUUUGUAGACCAGCUUGGGGAGAAACCUGAAACUAACGCUAGAUGCAGUUACUACCCACAGUGUCCGAGGCCGGAGCUUGUUUUCGGUCUCAAGCCCCACUGUGAUGGAACCGUUCUUACCCUUCUCAUGGUGGAUGACAGUGUCGGUGGCCUGCAAGUUCUCAGAGAUGGGCUCUGGUGGGAUGUACCCGUUGUACCUCACACACUGCUGGUCAUUAUAGGAGACCAGACUGAGAUAAUGAGCAAUGGGUUCUUCAAAAGCCCUGUGCAUAGAGUCGUGACGAAUGCAGAGAAAGAAAGGCUAUCGGUGGCUCUGGACUAUUCUGUUGACCACGAGAGAGAAAUCGAGCCAUCGCCUCAGCUGAUCGAUGAGAAGAGACCGGCAUUGUAUAGGAAAGUGAAGGUCAAGGACUACAUUGCCGGGCUCUAUGAACAUUUCUCUCAAGGGACGAUGGUUAUUGAUACACUGCAAAUAUAACUAUGUGGUAUCAUGGGUGUCAUGGAAAAAAUGUGACCAUUUCAUACCCCGCAAUAGAAAAAAAUUACAUAUGUAUCGAGUAUUGCUUAAU
Hordeum vulgare subsp. vulgare (domesticated barley) is the source of this 1255-nucleotide messenger RNA. Its product is annotated as protein SRG1-like. The record is from RefSeq and is a predicted model, not a curated record. The transcript has 5 exons. Lineage: Eukaryota; Viridiplantae; Streptophyta; Magnoliopsida; Poales; Poaceae. The coding region runs from base 97 to 1164 and encodes 355 amino acids.